Messenger RNA from Anguilla anguilla (European eel), 4570 nucleotides. Its product is annotated as phosphorylase b kinase regulatory subunit alpha, skeletal muscle isoform-like. The transcript has 32 exons. The record is from RefSeq and is a predicted model, not a curated record. Bases 119 to 3667 code for a protein of 1182 amino acids. Gene Ontology annotation, biological process: glycogen metabolic process. Gene Ontology annotation, cellular component: phosphorylase kinase complex. Gene Ontology annotation, molecular function: calmodulin binding. Lineage: Eukaryota; Metazoa; Chordata; Actinopteri; Anguilliformes; Anguillidae.
GCAGGGGGGCCUCGGUGUCGCCACUGACAUUUUGUUUCUUCGAUGGUGCUACGUGCUGCAGCCGUGCAUAGUCAGUAAUGUAAGUCAGUCUACAGAUCGGUAGCGAAGGACGGACAACAUGCGGAGCCGCAGUAACUCCGGUGUCAAACUUGACAGCUAUGUACGAAUGGUGCAAAAAACGAUCCUCUGUUACCAGGACCCAGUGACAGGCCUGUUCCCCGCCAGCCCGGACAGCCCACAUGCCUGGGUUCGAGACAAUGUCUACUCGAUCCUGUCAGUAUGGGCCCUCAGCCUGGCCUACCGCAAGAACGCCGACCGCGAUGAGGACAAGGCCAAGGCCUACGAGCUGGAACAGAAUGUGGUUAAGCUGAUGAGGGGUGUACUGCAGUGCAUCAUGAGGCAGCUGGACAAAGUAGAGAAGUUCAAAUACAGCAAGAGAACCUCAGACUCCCUUCACGCCAAGUACAACACACAUACCUGUGCCACUGUGGUGGGGGACCAUGAGUGGGGGCACCUCCAGGUGGAUGCCACAUCCAUCUUCCUGCUCUUCCUGGCACAGAUGACUGCUUCAGGGCUACAUAUUGUCUAUACCAAAGAUGAAGUGGACGUGAUCCAGAACCUUAUGUUUUACAUUGAGGCGGCAUACAAAGUGGCGGACUUUGGCAUGUGGGAACGAGGAGACAAGACAAACCAGGGCAUUCCUGAGAUCAAUGCAAGCUCUAUUGGCAUGGCCAAGGCUGCCCUGGAGGCCCUGGAUGGGCUGAACCUGUUUGGGGCCAAAGGAGGCCCAGAAUCGGUGGUCCAUGCUCUGGCGGAUGAUGUCCAGCAUUGCCAGUCCAUCCUUAACUCAGUGUUGCCGAGAGCUUCUACCUCUAAAGAAGUGGAUGCGGGCGUUCUGUCUAUCAUAUCUUACCCUGCCUUUGCAGUGGAGGACAUUGAUAUUGUAAACAUCACCAAGGAAGAGAUCAUCUCCAAGCUGCAGGGCCGAUACGGAUGCUGCCGGUUCCUUCGAGACGGACACAAAACCCCUAAAGAGGACCCCAGCAGGCUGUACUACGAGUCCUCUGAGCUGAAGCUGUUUGAGAACAUUGAGUGCGAGUGGCCGCUUUUCUGGACUUACCUCAUUCUGGACGGCAUCUUCAUCGGCAGCGAAGAGCAGGUGCAGGAGUACAGAGAGGCUCUGGAUGGGAUUCUGAUCAAGCAGCCGGAUGGACUGCGUGUGGUCCCCGAGCUCUACAGCGUCCCUGCUGAUAAGGUGGAUGAGGAGUGCCUUAACCCCCACUCUGUGGAGAGGGUUCCCAUGGGAAAAUGUCCUCUGAAAUGGGGACAGUCCCUCUAUGUCCUGGGGAAUCUGCUGGCCGAGGGGUUCCUGGCCCCGGGAGAGAUUGACCCCCUGAACAGGCGCUUCUCCACCGUCCCGAAACCGGAUGUGGUAGUGCAGGUGUCCAUCCUGGCAGAGACUGAGGAGAUUAAGCAGCUCUUACAGAAACAUGGGAUCAAAGCAGAGACGAUGGAGGAAGUCCACCCAAUCAGAGUGCAGCCCUCCCGGGUCCUGAGCCACAUCUAUGCCCGACUCGGGCGAAAUCAGAGGCUGGGCCUGACAGGAAGGCCUUAUCGGCGCAUUGGUGUCCUGGGCACGUCCAAGUUCUACAAGAUCAGGAACACCAUCUUCUCUUUCACCCCCCAGUUCAUGGAUCACCAGCAGUUUUACUUGGCUCUGGAUAUCCACAUGAUCGUGGAGAUGCUGCGCUCAGACCUGUCGUACCUGUGUUCCCGCUGGAGGGUGACGGGUCGUCCCACGGUCACCUUCCCCGUGUCACAGGCCAUGCUGACUGACGACCACAAAGACCUGAAUCCAGCAGUACUGGCCGUUCUGAAGAAGCUGCAGGAUGGUUACUUUGGGGGAGCCAGGGUCCAGACAGGGAAGCUGUCAGAAUUCCUGACCACUUCCUGCUGCGCCCAUCUGACCUUCAUGGACUGCGAGGUGGAUGACCUGGCGGAGUACCUGGACCAGCUGCUGUCCAUGCCCAAAGAGAGCCCUAAAAUCAGCGCCACCAAGGGAGGCCUCAACCGCUUCCGCGCUGCCGCCAAAAAGACCCGGGAGAUGGUGUCCCUGGUGCACAAGGCCAGGGAGCUCAACAUCCACAAUGUUCACAUGUACCUCCCCACCAAGCUGUUCCGGUCCCCUCAGCCGGCCCUCAACUUGGUAGAUUCUGGGAGUCAGGACUCUGAUGUAACAGCCCCUCCCCCCAGUAACCUGCCCCGGGAUGUGAAUGGGGAAAUUGAUUACAUGGCCCUGGUGCAGAUGCUGAAGCUGUCUCAAAACCUGCAGGACCAGGCCGACAUCCUUUACAUUUUCUUCAAAGACAAAGGGAUGGACUGGGACACUAGGCUGCACGGGCGGGGCAGCAUAGUGCGGAAGCUGCUGUACGAGCUCUACGAGAAGGCGGGGUCCCUGCGGCACUGGGGAGUCAUCCGCAUGAUCUCCGGUAUGCUGCGGAAGAAGGUGGAGGAGCUGGACGAGGCAUGCUCAGACUUACUGGCACAUCAGAAACACCUGACUGUGGGUCUUCCCCCUGAGCCUCGAGAGAAGACCAUCACUGCUCCUAUGCCCCCAGACAAGCUGGCCAAGCUGAUUGAUCAGGCCAGUGAGAACAACAUCACCAUUGCCAUUCUCACACAGGAGAUCAUGGUUUUCCUGGCGAUGAUCAUCCGCACACAGCCUGGCCUCUUUAGUGAAAUGUUCCGCCUGCGCAUUGGACUCAUCAUUCAGGUCAUGGCCACUGAGCUCACCCAGUCACUCAACUGCUCAGGAGAGGAGGCCACAGAGCGUCUGAUGAAUCUCAGUCCCACUGAACUGAAGAAUCUGCUGCACCACAUCCUCAGUGGCAAGGAGUUUGCUAUCCAGAGAAGUGUGCGCUCUGUAGGGUCAGCUGUAAGCCCGGCCAUUGCCAUCUAUGACGCCAGCAAAUCUGGAGCUACCAAGAGUGCGAAAGUGGGAGUGAACAAACCGAAGAGUGACGUGAAGAUGUCUGUGUCUGUGCACUCUCUGGAUAUUGAAAACAUUGAGUCUGGGAGGUACAGGCUCCCUUCCAUAGAAUCCUUUGAAGGUAAUAUGAUGCCGGCGGGGGGGCGAGACAGCCGGCAGGGACAGUGGCUGCGCAGGAGACGACUCGACGGCGCCCUCAACAGGGUCCCCGUGGGAUUUUACCAGAAAGUGUGGAGGAUCCUGCAGAAGUGUCAAGGCCUGUCCAUCGAAGGAUUUGUCCUUCCCGCCUCCACCACCAGGGAGAUGACUCCAGGAGAGAUUAAGUUUGCGGUGCAUGUGGAGACGGUGCUGAACCGUGUGCCAAAGCCCGAGUACCGGCAGCUGCUGGUGGAGGCCAUCCUGGUGCUCACCAUGCUGGCCGAGGUGGAGGUGGAGAGCGUGGGCGGCAUCAUCCACGUGGAGAAGAUCGUUCACAUGGCCAGUGACCUGUUUUACCAGGACCAGAAGGACCUGGGAGCUGGGGAUAACCUGCUGGAUAAGGACCAGUCCACCGGCAUCUGCAGACAGCUAUACGACAGCGCCCCCAGUGGCCGUUUUGGCAGCAUGACCUACCUAACCAAGGCCGUGGCCACCUACGUCCAGGACUUCCUGCCCAGCGGUGCCUGUGCCCUGCAGUGAGGCUGCAGUACAUAAGUGUGGUGGUGUGUUAUCACAUCAGCACAUCAUUUUAAAGCUGAAGUGCAUAUCCCCUCCCCCUCUCUGCCUGACAUGAGGGUCAUGGGAGAUGUAGUCUUAAAUCAUAUGAACAAAAGAUCAUCAGUGCCUGUUUUGUUAGUUUUCUUCAUCAAUACACAACGGAGAAGGUGGGGUCAUGGAUGCUUGGCUACUUGCAUGUAUGUAUUUAUUAUUUUAUUUAUGUAUGUACAAUUCAAUAUAUUUAGUAAGCAUUCAUUAUUUAUCUUUGUUUUGAGGAGCUUCUUUUAUGAUAAGCCAGUGGAGUGUAGUUUUUUAUGUUUUUAGUAGCUAGUAGUAAGUGAGACAAUUUCUUUAUUUCAAAUCUUUAUGCAUCUAAUUCUCAGGUGAAUUGGUACAUUUGGCACCCAUUGUGUUCUUCUGUGUUCUUAAUCUUAACAUAAAUAUUGAUUGAAUUGUCUGAGAUUUUGGAAUGGUCCACUGAAGUGUUUUUUUUUUUCAUUAUCAAUACAGGAAGUAUUCUGUUUUACAUAUUGUUGCGGGUCUGUGUGCUUCACAUAAUACAUAAAUAUUACAGUUACGCAAGACUGGGACCCUGGUGUAAUUUAAACUACUGUGGCCUCUGGCUGCAAAUUUGAAUAAUGAAAUUGAGCAUAUUACUUAGAAUUCACCAAAAUAAAUGAAAAAUGUCACAUCAGGUUAUUUUUAUUGAUGCUGAAGGACAACACACUGCUGUAGUAUGAAUAUGGUUCAUUUUAGUUCAUUGUUAAAAGAUGUGCAAUACAUUUCAUGACAGCUCUGUGACAGAGAUCUGAGACACAGUGGUCAAAAUGUCAAUUGGUGAAUUGGCAAGACAGACAGGAAAAUAAACUUGUUUGGCUUACCACA